UACCUUUUCAAACGGAUCAACGGUCAGCCAUCCAUAGCCAAACAAUCACCUAAUUCUUCUCUGCUGUUUCAUCUUCUCUCUCUCGACAAACAAACAUGCCAAUUUACUGUUAAUGGAGGAACACCAUUACCGAGAAUCCGAUCGGAAGCCAUGGAAGAAACCUCAAUCGAAAAAGGCGAAUCUGAAACCGACCAGACUCCGACGCAAUUCGACGAGAAAAACGACGAUCUGUAUCGAAUCACACGCGACGUCGAGCAAUUCAUCCAUGAAUUGUCCGACAAAGCGUCCGGCGCCUGCGCCGGCGCCGGCGCGGUGCCUGACUGCGUUCAAGAUUUCACGGAGAAAUUGGAGACGAGGAUUCACAGCUACAACUCAGGCGAAUCGGGGAGAAUCUUCGGUAGAAAUUUAGAUGAGGAUGCGGUUUUCAUGGAGGCGGUUAAGCGAAUGGGUAAAUUGAUGAAGGCGGUGGGUGAAUUUGGGAAUUUGGCUAUGGAUAACGACUCGUUGAUGCAUCAGAUGAACGCCGUGCUGCAAGGCGCGUUGGUGUUCUUAGGGGAAGAGUUCCGGACGCUUCUAGAAGAUUCGAGCUGCGAGAUCUGCGUCGUCGCGGUUGAUAAUCAGAAGAGCAGCAACUUCUUCAAGCAUUCCUCGUUCGAUUCGAAGCACCACCACUCCCGCUCGAAUUCCGGCAAGUGCGCCGACGAUUACCGCGCCUAUCCGCCGGAGGUCGCCGCGAAAUUGGCCGGAAUUGCGAGCACGAUGAUCUCGGCGGAGAGGGAGACCGAUUGCAGUCAGGUCUAUACCUUCGCUAGGCGGAAUGCGAUUCGGAAUUACAUGGCGAAGCAAGGAUUCGAAUUGGAGGUUAACUCCGACGAUGUUGUGAAACUGCCAUGGGAGUCUCUGGAGAAACUGAUUUCCCGGUGGAUCACCGUCGUCAAAGCCUGCUCGGAAGUUAUCUUCCCGGAGGAGAGGAAGCUCGUCGAUUCCAUCUUCUCCGAUUCGCCAAAAAUCCGCCGGAGUCUGUUAGGAAACAUCGUCAGCAUCGUCGUCGUCCAGCUCCUCGACUUCGCCUACGCUUCGUCGAAGACGAAGCGCGCGGCGGAGAAGCUUUUCCGGUUCCUCGACAUGUACGAAUCGCUCCGUAAUCUGGUCAAAUCCAUCGGCUCCGGCCAAUCGCCGCCGCCGGAGUCGUCCAACGUCGACGAGGACACCGACGCCGACAACAACGAGGUGAUAUCCGAAGUCGUCUCGGCAACUGACCGGAUCGCCGAGGCUGCGGCGAGCAUAUUUUGCGACCUCGAAAACUCAAUCAAAAGCGACGCGACGCGGACUCCGGUCCCCGGCGGCGCCGUGCAUCCGCUAACGCGUUACGUGAUGAACUACCUCCAAUACGCCUGCGAGUAUCGCGAGAGUUUGGAAACGAUUUUUCAAAAGCACUCACAGCUCAUCAAAUCGCCAAACAUUUCCGACACCGCCACCGGAGAAAAAGAAUCCGAGAGCCCCCACGGAACGACUCCGUUUGCCGCCCAAGUCAUCGUCGCGCUCGACUUGCUCGACGCGAACCUCAACGACAAAUCGAAGCUCUACAAAGACGCGUCGCUCCACAACAUCUUCCUCAUGAACAACGGGCGCUACAUCCUCCAAAAGAUCCGGAACUCGAACGAGAUCCGGCGCGUCGUGAGCGACACGUGGUGCCGGAAGAGGUCGUCCGUCGUGCGCCAAUACCACAAGAACUACCAACGCGAGACGUGCAACCGCGUCUUGCAAUGCCUCAGCCCCGACGGGGUGGUCGGCGCCAACGGGAAGGCGAGCAAGACGGUGCUCAAGGAGCGACUGAAGACGUUCACGACCGUGUUGGACGAGAUACACAAGACGCAAAGCACGUGGGUCGUCAACGACGAGCAAUUGCAGUCGGAGCUACGGAUAUCGAUCUCGGCAGUCGUGAUCCCGGCGUACCGAUCGUUCAUCGGGCGGUUCCGCCACUUUUUAAGCGAGAAGCAAGUGAAUAAGUACAUAAAAUACCAGCCUGAGGACGUGGAGGCGGUGGUCGAAGGCCUGUUCGAGGGCCACGCCGCCUCCACGCCCAAGAAGAAGCCGUAGCCCGGAGGUGUUGUGGGUGCGUUUGGUUGCAAGUUGGAUUAAAAUCAGAUAAUUUGAGAGGUAUAGUUGAAAGUUCGACACAACAUUUGUUAUUGUUUAUUGUAAGAAAUAUGUAAUUGUUAUAUGAAGUUCAAGUUGUUCAUACUAAAAAAUGUAAUGUAAAUUAGUUCAAUAAGUUUCAAAAGUUGCAAUGUAACAUCAAAUUUAGUUUUUGUAAUU
This is a messenger RNA of Andrographis paniculata, 2319 nucleotides long. RefSeq names its product exocyst complex component EXO70B1. Bases 151 to 2100 code for a protein of 649 amino acids. Gene Ontology annotation, cellular component: exocyst. Gene Ontology annotation, biological process: exocytosis. Lineage: Eukaryota; Viridiplantae; Streptophyta; Magnoliopsida; Lamiales; Acanthaceae. The record is from RefSeq and is a predicted model, not a curated record. The transcript has a single exon. Gene Ontology annotation, molecular function: phosphatidylinositol-4,5-bisphosphate binding.